Messenger RNA from Staurois parvus, 2184 nucleotides. NCBI's taxonomy places the organism in Eukaryota, Metazoa, Chordata, Amphibia, Anura, Ranidae. The record is from the annotation of a GenBank genome assembly.
AUGAAGCUGCUGUGGCUGGUGAAGAGGAGCUCUGCCAUCACACACAAGGCUUUCCUGGCUGCCUGCUGUAGGUGUUCCAAGGAUGGGUCUUCUGUGGAAUACAAUGGGAGGCGAAAGCACAGUUCUGCUGAUAACGAGCAUGCAUAUGUGCAGAAUAAAUCUCUGCCUGAGUUUAUCAGUGAGCGGCUGCAAUGCUUCGAAAAACUGAGAGAAAGACAUGAAGCCAGACUGGCAGAAAAGGUGGAGAAGGAGACUCGUCCAAUCCGGAUCUCCAUACUGGAUGGGACUGUGGUGAGCGGGCACUCCUGGAGAACAACUCCCUAUGACGUGGCUGUACAGACUAGGCCAAGCUCAAUACAUAAUAUCUUAGGGGCCCGAGUGAAUGGAUCGCUUUAUGAUCUGAGCAGACCCCUGGAAGCAGACUCGGAUGUUGAGUUCCUCAUGUUCGAUUCUCGCGAAGGGCAGGAUAUAUUUUGGCAUUCCAGUGCCCAUGUCCUCGGGGCAGCUCUGGAGCAGUUCUACGGAGGCCUCUUGUGUCAUGGGCCCAGCACAGAAAAUGGCUUUUUCUACGACAUCCACCUGUCCAGCAGUAAUGUACAGGGCACUGACCUUCCUGGUCUGGAAGCCAUCUGCAAAGAGAUCAUUAAAGAAAAACUUCCCUUCCAGCGGGUGGAAGUGACACGGGAAGACUUACUAGAAUUAUUUAAGUACAACAAGUUUAAAGUACAGAUUAUUGAAGACAAAGUGGAAGCAACUACAAGUGUAUACAGGUGUGGAAAUCUAGUUGACCUCUGCCAGGGUCCUCAUGUCGGGCACACCGGGCAAAUUAAAGCAAUUAAAGUCACCAAGAACUCGUCAGCCUUCUGGAGAGCGGACCCCACACAGGAUGUAUUACAGAGAGUGUAUGGGAUCUCCUUCCCUGACGGUAAACAGAUGAAGGAGUGGGAGAGACUGCAAGAAGAGGCAGCCAGGCGUGACCAUCGCAAGAUAGGAAGGGAUCAGAAUUUGUUCUUCUUCCAUGAAUUCAGUCCAGGAAGCUGCUUCUUUCUACCAAGAGGAGCACACAUCUACAACGUCCUGAUAGACUUCAUAAAGAACGAGUACAGAAAGCGGGGGUUCACAGAGGUCAUUACCCCAAACAUGUACAAUAAUAAGCUAUGGCAGCAGUCUGGACACUGGGAGCACUAUGGAGAGAAUAUGUUUUCUUUCGCCAUUGAAGAUGAGACUUUCUCCCUGAAGCCAAUGAACUGCCCUGGUCACUGCUUGAUGUUUGAUCACCGGCCCCGUUCAUGGAGAGAACUUCCACUAAGGUUGGCUGAUUUUGGGGUGUUGCACAGGAAUGAACUCUCAGGGGUGCUGUCAGGACUCACCCGUGUCCGUCGCUUCCAGCAAGAUGACGCCCACAUAUUUUGCUCCAUGGAUCAACUGGAAGCAGAAAUUAAUGGCUGCUUGGACUUCCUUCGUGCAGUGUACACAGUAUUUGGGUUUACAUUUAAACUGUUCCUCUCUACACGUCCUGAGCAGUACAUGGGGGAACUGGAGGUCUGGCAGAAGGCUGAAAAGGAGCUGGAGAGAAGUCUAAACAGUUUUGGCCUUCCUUGGGAGCUGAAUCCAGGAGAUGGAGCAUUUUAUGGUCCAAAGAUUGACAUCCAAAUUCAGGAUGCAAUGUGCCGCUACCAUCAGUGUGCCACCAUUCAACUUGACUUCCAGCUCCCCGUCCGCUUCAACCUCACAUACACAAGUAAAGAGGAUGGUACAGCAGAGAGACCAGUCAUGAUCCAUCGUGCUAUACUUGGCUCUGUGGAGAGGAUGUUGGCUAUUCUGGCAGAGAACUACGCCGGGAAGUGGCCGUUAUGGUUGUCACCAUUCCAGGUCAUGGUGAUACCUACAGGAGCCAGCACUGAGGAUUAUGCCAAGGAGGUACAACAGGUCAUUCAUGAGCGUGGCUUCAUGGUGGAUGUGGAUACGGACCAAGGCACCACUUUCAGCAAGAAAAUCCGCAAGGCUCAGCUGGCUCAGUACAAUUUCAUUCUUGUGGUCGGUGAGAGAGAGAAACAGAACAGCACAGUCAAUGUACGGACCAGAGACAGUACGCAGCAUGGGGAGCGCAGCCUACCAGAACUGGUCUCCAGAUUAUCAGAGCUGUGCGACUCACGGGUCAGGAAUGCAGAAGAGAUUUUCUAA